CAUGAGCCGGUUCGGGGGCCGCGUGCGCGAGUACCCGGCUGUGUCCAUCGACCGCUUCGACCGCGACAACCUGCGCGCGCGCGCCUACUUCCUGUCGCACUGCCACAAGGACCACAUGAAGGGGCUGCGGGCGUCCGCCCUGAGGAGGAGGAUGGAGGGCAGCUUGAAAGUUAAAUUAUACUGCUCCCCUGUAACCAAGGAGUUGCUGCUGACUAACUGGAAGUACAAGUUUUGGGAGAAUCACAUUGUUGCACUGGAAGUUGAAACCCCAACUCAGAUUUCUUUAGUAGAUGAAACAUCUGGUGAGAAAGAAGAUAUAGAGGUGACACUCCUACCAGCUGGUCACUGUCCAGGAUCAGUCAUGUUUUUGUUUGAAGGUGAAAAUGGCACUGUGCUGUACACAGGGGACUUCAGGCUCGCCAAAGGGGAAGCAGCCAGGAUGGAGCUUUUGCAUUCAGGGACCAGAGUAAAAGACAUCCAGAGUGUGUAUUUGGACACUACUUUCUGUGAUCCCAAGUUUUAUCAUAUACCAAGCAGGGAGGAAUGUUUAAAGGGGAUCUUGGAGUUAGUGCGAAGCUGGACCUCCCUGACUCGCAACCAUGUGGUGUGGCUGAACUGCAAAGCUGCUUAUGGCUAUGAAUAUUUAUUCAUAAACCUCAGUGAGGAACUAGGGAUGAAGGUGCACAUGAACAAACUUGAUAUGUUCAGAAACAUGCCAGAAAUCCUUUACCAUGUAACUACAGAUCGACACACUCAGAUUCACGCCUGCCGACAUCCCCGGGAUGAUGAAUGCUUCCGAUGGAACAGGCUGCCCUGUGGGAUCACUUGCCAAAAUGGAACCCCCUUGCAUUUAAUCAUCAUCAAACCCUCCACUAUGUGGUUUGGAGAAAGGAUCAAGAAAACCAAUGUAAUAGUGAGGACUGGGGAGAGUACAUACAGAGCUUGUUUCUCUUUCCACUCUUCAUACAGUGAGAUUAAGGAUUUCCUGAGCUACAUCCAGCCUGUGAACGUGUAUCCCAAUGUGCUGCCAGUGGGUGGGACAGAAGAGAAAGUUAUGGAACUGUUGAAGCCAUUAUGCAGGUCCUACAGGAGAAACGUGGAACCGAGGUACAAGCCCUUAGGAACACUGAAGAGAGCCCACAAGAGAGACUUAUCUGAUACAGAUGAAGAUGAUCUCUUUGAUUCGGAAUUAACUUCUCCAAGGCCUAAGAUUCCAAAACAGCAGAGAGGAGAGAGCAGGCCCCCCAGCACAGCACGGACUGAAAAUGCUGAAGGAAACAAUCAUGAGAGCACAGAAAGUUAUAAAAUGACUGCAACUGACACCUCCCUCAGGGUAGACUUCAUGGACUGUGAGGAAUCAAAUGAUGAUGAUGAAGAUGAUGAAGAAGAAUCUGAAAAUAAUACAGCUGAAGUUCUCUCCCAGGAGCCAGAUGCCACUUCCACAUCAAACUUCAAUGGGGUAACCGGCGACCAACAGGAGUCCAAUGCUGAUGUCCCUCGCUGGGACACGUUCUUUAAGUGUGACAGACCAGAAGAAACCUCUGAUAUUGAGGACAACUUCCCCUCCUCAGCAGACGCUGGUGGCUCCCAGUCACUCUUCAGUGAUUCAGAUGGCGUCAGCGACUCCACACACAUCUCCUCCCAAAACUCUUCCCAGUCAACACAUAUAUCAGAGCAGGGGAGCCAGGGCUGGGACAGCCAAAUGGACACAGUGCUCAUUACCACCCAAGAGAGGAACGCCUUGGACAACAGCAGAGGUGGGAGCAGGACAGUUGCUGUAUCACAGGACACCACCAAAUACAGUCCACUUGACAACAGCCCUUGCCAGCCACUGAGUCAGAAUAGAUCUUGUGCCCACAAUGUUGCCUGCGUCUUGAAAAGCAGAGACACUGAGAAAGAUGCAGAUGCUGGCACCACUCGUGUUGGAGAUGGGGUGGUGGAAGUAAGUGACAACUCCAGGACGCCAGAUCUGGAGCUGAGGAGGGACUCCCAGAGCUCCUCUGACUUUGAAAUUCCCUUGACUCCUGAUGCUGAGGCGCCUCAGCCAGAAAAACUGCGCUGUUUGUAUAAGAAGCUGGCAGCAGGUGAAAGCAUAGUCUGUGAGAAAAGAGACUCCUGAAGACACGAGGAACUGAUCACGUCGUGGUAACAAAUGCUGGAGUUUAUUAAACCCUGACUUGCUUUUCUCUUUCAUGCUGGUUACUGUCUGCAGCUGCUCAGGCAAUGGUUUCAGGAACCUCUUACUGUCAGAACUCAGAAGCUGCAGCCUGUGUAACUGUGUUGUUCCUUCCAUGAACUACUGAGAAGGAUACUGGGAGGGAUGUGAAAGCCUUCUAUCUCCUGAGCUUCAGUUCUCUGGAACUGCAAGCAGCCAAAAAAUGGACCAGACAGAACUAAGGGUUAAACACUGGAUGAAGUUCAGUGUUUCUCUUUUAUCAUGAGCUCUAAGAGUUUGCCUUUGAGAGAUAAUGAUACCAGGUUUUAAUGAAACACCACGUUUUUAACUGUGGGAAUACAUAAUCUUUCAGGUAUGACCACACAAAACUAUGCAAUAGUUACACUUUGGCUUGAAUCUGAGUUUUCACUGCAGUUACUUUUAAGAUCAACUGCAGAACAGCCCAGAGAAUUGCCAAAAAGUGGGUUUUUUAAUAAAUCAAAUAGUUCUUUUCCAGGA
Molecule: messenger RNA, 2674 nt
Organism: Strigops habroptila (Kakapo)
Lineage: Eukaryota; Metazoa; Chordata; Aves; Psittaciformes; Psittacidae
Gene: DCLRE1C
Product: DNA cross-link repair 1C
Exons: 14
Coding region: 2-2119 (705 amino acids)
Biological process (GO): protection from non-homologous end joining at telomere; double-strand break repair via nonhomologous end joining; interstrand cross-link repair
Molecular function (GO): damaged DNA binding; 5'-3' DNA exonuclease activity
Source: RefSeq, a predicted model, not a curated record